CUCCGUCCCACCGCCCUUCCGUUUCCAGCGGAAGAGGCGAUGGCGGCCGCCCGGCUGCUGGCGGCGGCGCUGGGCGCGGCGCUGGGUCUCUUCGCCGCCGCGGGGAAGAUGAAGAUCGUGGAGGAGCCGAACACGUUCGGGUUGAAUAACCCGUUCUUGCCUCAGACAAACAGGCUGCAGCCAAAGGUGUCCCCGUCUGCCGUGUCGGGCCCUGCGCAUCUCUUUAGGCUUGCUGGCAAGUGUUUCAGUUUUGUGGAAUCCACGUACAAGUAUGAGUUUUGUCCUUUCCAUAAUGUCACUCAGCAUGAGCAGACUUUUCGAUGGAAUGCCUAUAGUGGGAUUUUAGGAAUCUGGCAUGAAUGGGAAAUUGAGAACAACACAUUUGUUGGGAUGUGGAUGAGGGAAGGAGAUUCCUGUGAAACUAAGAGCAGACAGACAAAGGUUCAUCUUGUUUGUGGAAAGAGCAAUAAAUUGGCUUAUGUAUCUGAGCCGAGUACUUGUGUUUACUCUCUGACAUUUGAGACUCCUCUCGUGUGCCAUCCUCACUCUCUUUUAGUUUAUCCGACUCUGACUGAAGCACUACAAAGGAAGUGGGAUGAAGCAGAGCAGCUUCUCUACGAUGAACUCAUAACUGACCAGGGAUACAAAAAAAUACUGAAAGAGAUUUUUGAGGAAGCAGGACUUCUAAAAGCAACAGAAGAAAAGGAAGUUGAGAAUAAGAAAAUAAGUCUGGAAUUUGAAACAGUGGAGAAGUGCAAUAAGGAAUACAAGCAACUUUCUAAAGAAAUAAAAAAACUUCAAGAUUUAUUAAGUCAGCACGGUAUUGCAUACAAAGGAAUUUCUGCUGAAAAUACCAGUGUUGAACAUCGAAGUCAAAAACUGGCAACUGCAGUGACAACUGUUCUUAAUGGGUCAAAGGAUGAUGAGCACCUGCAUGGCGAUACAGGAAUUUGGAAUGAGACCGUAUGAAGAAACCUGGGUGGUAAACAGCAGGUUCAUAUGGAAUGUCAAGCAAGUUGAACAUGUAUCGUGACACUAGGAUGAUUUACCUUCUCCGAGUAUUCUUUACUUUCUGAAUUUCUGCCCUAAAGCAAAGGGAACAUAAUGGAGCGAGGGCUCACCAUCACCAAGAACAGUUGGCUUGUUUCUGAGAAUGUUUGUAAAACUCCUUUGCUAAGGCCAGUAUUGGGUAUAGGUUUACAGAUUCUGCAUCUCCAGUCCCACCUCUGUUAUUUUCUUUGAUCAAGCAUGGUAACAGGUGGUGUAAAUAAAAAAUAGUUCAAGACCAA
This is a messenger RNA of Chroicocephalus ridibundus (black-headed gull), 1289 nucleotides long. It is a transcript of the gene GNPTG, whose product is annotated as N-acetylglucosamine-1-phosphate transferase subunit gamma. NCBI's taxonomy places the organism in Eukaryota, Metazoa, Chordata, Aves, Charadriiformes, Laridae. The transcript is spliced from 11 exons. Gene Ontology annotation, cellular component: Golgi apparatus. Bases 40 to 969 code for a protein of 309 amino acids. The record is from RefSeq and is a predicted model, not a curated record.